AAUUGAUUUAGGCACUCAUGCUGAUGCUGAUCUUUGCAGGAUGUUGAAAUUGAGGAGGAGGUUGAUGUUAUAAUUUCAGAGUGGAUGGGCUACAUGCUCUUGUAUGAGAGCAUGCUUGGGAGUGUAAUUACAGCCAGGGAUCGUUGGUUGAAGCCCGGAGGACUUAUUCUUCCUUCUCAUGCUACGUUGUACAUGGCACCUGUUACGCAUCCUGAAAGAUAUAGUGAAAGCAUUGAUUUCUGGCGCAAUGUUUAUGGGAUUGAUAUGUCUGCUAUGGUGCCGCUUGCAAAACAGUGUGCAUUUGAGGAGCCAUGUGUGGAGACAAUAUCGGGUGAGAAUGUUUUGACGUGGCCAUUUGUGGUUAAGCAUGUGGAUUGCUAUACAGUCACAAUUCAGGAACUUGAGUCUAUAACAGCAAGAUAUAGAUUUACAUCAAUGAUGGCUGCUCCCCUUCAUGGUUUUGCAUUCUGGUUUGAUGUUGAAUUCAGUGGACCUGCAAUUUUCCCUACCAAUAACCAAGUCCAAUCUCCGCAGUUAACAUCUUCCGACAUCCAGCCAUCAGAUAGUCAGAGGAAAAAACGACAAAAACCCAAUGAGGCACUUGUGCUGUCAACUGCUCCUGAGGACCUUCCAACACAUUGGCAACAGACAUUGCUCUACUUUUACGACCCAAUAGAGGUGCAGCAGGACCAAGUAAUUGAAGGCUCCAUAACACUGUCACAAAGCAAAGAAAACCCACGAUUCAUGAAUAUUCACCUUGAAUAUGCUUCUGGAGGUAGAGCUUUCGUGAAAGAGUCAGUUAUGCGGUGAUCCUAUUGAAGGUUCCCCUGUCACUAUUUCCCUGUGGCACCUCUGAAGCCAAGCUGGCUUGGAUCUUACAUGGCAUGACUGUUAUGAACUGUGUUGGAUUUCUUGCUCAACCAGAUCCCGGAGAGCAGUUUUCGCAGCUCACCAUUGGGUUUCAGCUUUUCUUCACUCCAUGCCUCGAUAGUGGAGCUCUAACUCACCUUUCACUGUUUGUUAUAGAUAUCAGCUAACCACACUUCCACAGGUUUGAAGGGAAUGGAGAAUUCAUGUGUGUGUGUGUUUUUUUUUUCCUUCAAAAACUCACCCUCAAGUUGAGCUUAGGCUUAUAUGUCAAUCCUGUGGCAAGACAGUCAUCAAAUCAAGCUGAUUGAUUUUCAA
Messenger RNA from Telopea speciosissima, 1185 nucleotides. Its product is annotated as probable protein arginine N-methyltransferase 6. The transcript is spliced from 8 exons. Bases 85 to 810 code for a protein of 241 amino acids. The record is from RefSeq and is a predicted model, not a curated record. Gene Ontology annotation, biological process: peptidyl-arginine methylation. NCBI's taxonomy places the organism in Eukaryota, Viridiplantae, Streptophyta, Magnoliopsida, Proteales, Proteaceae. Gene Ontology annotation, molecular function: protein-arginine N-methyltransferase activity.